AUGAAUGGCGUGGUGACAUUGGAGCAACGGCAACAGCCCGCAACAUCAACAGCGGAUUGGACGAGGGCACCACUACCAUCAGGACUGGUUCGCUCGCUUCGCAAGCGGAGACACUCUUUUCGAAAAGAAGCCCCAAUCGGGACGCCCCACACUGUCGAAGACUCUGCCAUUCUCGACGCUGUCAAAGAGGAUCCGGAAAUUAACACCUUGCAGUCUUGCGAAGAGACUUGGAUGUAG
This is a messenger RNA of Necator americanus (New World hookworm), 237 nucleotides long. RefSeq lists its product as uncharacterized. The coding region runs from base 1 to 237 and encodes 78 amino acids. The record is from RefSeq and is a predicted model, not a curated record. The transcript has a single exon. NCBI's taxonomy places the organism in Eukaryota, Metazoa, Nematoda, Chromadorea, Rhabditida, Ancylostomatidae.